This is a messenger RNA of Siniperca chuatsi (mandarin fish), 4368 nucleotides long. RefSeq names its product cleft lip and palate transmembrane protein 1-like protein. Gene Ontology annotation, cellular component: endomembrane system; membrane. The transcript has 17 exons. Lineage: Eukaryota; Metazoa; Chordata; Actinopteri; Centrarchiformes; Sinipercidae. The coding region runs from base 1058 to 2698 and encodes 546 amino acids. The record is from RefSeq and is a predicted model, not a curated record.
AGUUUAUGAAAUAUAAAGUAAAAAUUAUUAUUACUAAGUCAAACUUAUUAACUCAAAAGUUCAACUCAGUAACGUUUUAAUUAAUAAUUACUUAACUCUGAGAUAGUGAAUCAAAAUUAUGAGUUAGUAGUAUGGCUGCAACUAAUAAUUAUUUUCACAAUUGAUUCAUCUGCCAAUUAUUUUCUCAAUUAAUCAAUUAGCCUAAUCAUUUGGCCUACGAAAUGUCAAAAAAAUACAGAGAAAAAAUGCCCAUCAUAAUUUCUCCAAGCUCAAAGUAGCGUCCUCAUAUUCCUUGUUUUAUCUGACCAACAGUCAAAAAACCAAAUAUAUAAAAUUUUCUAUCAUAUAUGACAUAGAAAAGCAGCAAAUACUCACAUCUGAGAAGCUGAAACAAUUAUUGAAAAAUGUCAGAAACCAUUAAUUGAUUAUGAGUUGCUGAUUUAUUAUUGUCAAUGAACUAAUUGAUGAAUCAACUAAUCGUUUCAGCUCUAGUUAGGAUAUCAUCAUUUUGACUUUCAGGCUCAUAAUUUUGACAUACCAUGAGUAUUUUUAAUUUAAUCAUGCCUAACUUAUUCCAUGUUUAUACGCAGUUUUCUCAUGGAAAAUCCAAAACACAACAAAUUAAAGUCUAACUAGAAUAACUGUCUCAGAACUUUGUCUCUAUUUUGUCUGUAAUAUCACAACAGCUGACCCGCAGCAAAGUUGUUCCCCUCAAAAACUGCCCAUCACAGAUACGAGCCAAUAAGCUGUGGUUGUUAUUGACAGUAUUUCGGGCUUUUGUGGCAACCGGAACAAGCUGGGCGCGAUGCUCCGGCUUCGCGAGAUGUGGACGCAGGAUUGGUAAAACGCAUGCGCAGCCGCCGACUUGACGUCAGCAUCAGCAUCUCUCCGCUGGAUGCAGAUAACCGGAAGGAUGCUGUGGCAGCGAGGAAGCGUGGGGCUUUCAUUGUGUUGACGUUGUAUCCAAUUAUAAACAGUUCCGUCCUCAAACCAGACCACGUCCAUUUUUUAUUUUAUUUUAUUAUUUCGUUGUUGAUAUUCUGCAUCAAUAGCUGCCAUGUACCCAUCGUGCUAUUCCAAGCCCGCGGACAGCGGCGCUAAAAGGAGCUCCAUCGCUAAACUGCUGCUCGGGGUCUUUGUGGUGUAUAUGCUCCACACCGUCUGGCUGCUGUACGGCUUCCUCAACACUAAACCCUGCGAUAGAGGCUCAGGAGAGCUCUGCAUCACCUCCUACCUGGCAGCAAGACCCAGACUACAGCUGAGCGUCUUCACCUGCCUCCUGCCAGACAACAGCCAACUCAACCUUGCUGUAAAAAUAGACCCAUUUGACCCACACUCUACAUUUGAGAGGCAGGUGAAUGUCUCUCUGCCACAGGAGACUCGAGCUAAUGGCACUCUGUAUGCGGUCGUGUAUGUUCACAAAGCCGGUGUUUCACCUCUGGAGGACAGCAGAGAAGUCCACUACGCAGCGCAGCUCACCACCUACAUCCCUCCCACUCACACUGAGGGGCAGAGAGACAUGCAGAAGCCGAGUCCCAGAUCAGAGAAUCCUGUAUCCCAUUGGAGACCUCACCUGUCAAUCACUAUGAUGUCAGAGGACUUCACCUUCAACAAGGCGGGGCUUCCUAGUGAUGUGCGGCGCUACAUGAGAGUCUCUCAGGAUGGCCGACAGAUGAUCUACCUCCCUCUGCUGCUGGUUAACGAGCUCAGCUUCAGAGUCAGAGACCUCGUGGAGAUCAGCAGCAGCACUGUUCAGAUGCCUCUGACUGUGUCCUACGAGGGAAUCUCUUUAAGGGGAUUCAGGUUCUGGGUGCAUCUGCAGGACGUGGUUUACUCCCUGCGACAGUUUGGCUUCACAGAGGAGAACGUAGAUGAGAUUAAAGAGACUUUGGUGGGCUCCAACCUCUACCUGUUAGUGUUGACUGCACUCAUCACAGCUCUGCAACUCAUCUGUGAAUUCUUGGCUCUUAAAAAUGACAUCAGCUCGUGGAGGAAAAAGAAGAGCAUGGCGGGAAUGUCCAGGAAGUCGGUUCUGUGGCGUAGUCUCAGUACUUUGCUGAUUUUCCUCCACCUGCUAGAGGAGACCAGUCUAUUGGUGCUGCUUCCUGUUGGACUGGGAGCAUGCGUAGAGGUAUGGAAGGUGUUUACAGUGUUCAACAUCCAGUUUCAGUGGAAAAGCUCCAAGCUCCAUGUAAAUAAGCUGGAUGAAGAAGAAAGGAAGACAGUGGAGUAUGAUACACAGGCGUCCAGAUACUUGUCCUACUUGGUCUAUCCUCUGUGUAUCAGUGGAGCUAUUUUCUCACUGGCCUACUUACGCCAAAAGAGUUACUAUUCCUGGUUGAUCAACAGCCUGGUGACUGGAGUGUAUGCCUUUGGCUUCCUGUCUAUGGCCCCGCAGCUCUUCAUCAACCACAAGGUCUGUCCUGCAACUUCACCAGAGGCCUUUAGAAGUUUGAAGUCUGUGAGCCACCUGCAGGGGACGGUGUUGAUGUACAGAGGAGUGAACACGCUGAUCUCCGAUCUGUGCUCCUUUGCCUCCUUUUUCUCCUCAUCUGGAUCCUUCUCCUCCUCUCACCAACUUUCCUGCUUCAGAGAUGAGCUCCUCUUCUUCCUCUACCUCUACCAGCGAAGGCGUUACGCCCCCAAGGCCAGAAGGCGGGAGUCUGGGACCCACAGCAAGAAACUAAAGACACAAUGAGGAGAAGACACAUUCUUCUCCUUCCUAUUUUCACAAAGUGAAUGCACAAACACACAAAAACCCAUCUUUGAAACAAAACUGAAGAUGUGAAAGGGAGACUCAGGCAGGACACUCGGCCAUGUGUGCCCCACAGCAGCUUCAAACUGAUCCAAGAUGAGCUGUUCUGCUUCUGACUCUUCACUGCUGUACACUCAUGGUGCUGCUGCUUUGUGCUUGGCAUCGAUGAAGCUUCCCCUUUACUGCUACAGUGACUGAACCCAAUCAUCUACAGACACUCUCUGCUGCACGUGUUAUGCCGGGCUACCUUUCAAGAAGAAUAUCGACAGCAUCAUAUCACCACGUCAUAAUGUGCAUUUGCUUGAUUCUGCUCUUUAUGCACACAUAAGGGGGGUCAUGUAUACAGACCUGGGUCAUAAGCUUGAACCAUGAUUCUCCAUUUAAAAUUUACUUCAAGAAAAAACAAAAAUAUUUUACAUAUUUUUUGUACAGAUUUAUACACCUACAGUAUAUUCUGUACUGUAUGCUUAUUCCAGCAUUUCACUAAAGCUGAGGCGGCCCCCUAAUAACAGCAUAAAAUGCCCACUCAAAUAAUUUAGGGGAAAAAAGCAUUUCAGUGAAGCUAUAUGAAGCUUUACGCUUAUAUAAACUGAAAUAUUUAAACCCAAGACAACAUAAUUUUUAUGGUUGCACCAUUACAACCAAUGAAAAUGAUUCUGCACAGACAGCAAUGAGAAGAUCAGACCAUCAACAGAAAGCACUUUUAAUUUGAUCGAGUCCAAUCUACCUGAUGUGUAGAUUUAACGUUAGUCUCGUAUAUCCAAAAUGUCAUUAGAUAAAGUCUUUGUUGUAUAUUGUCAUCCUUAAUGUUCACCCUCAUGUAUUACAUAUGGAGUUAUCUCCACUGUCAAUGUACUGUACAAUUAUUUUCAAAAGACUGACUUUGCAGUGUUAACAUAUAAAUAGAAACUACUAUAUUGCCAGAAAGUUGACCACUUACUGCAAAUGUACAGAUGGCAUGUGUCUAUGAAAUCCCUGCAAUGCAUUUUGAAUUACAACAUACAGUAUAGGUGCUUAUUUGAAGUAUCAGUCUGUUCCCUUUUACUCAGCACACAAAUGCAUCACAUAGUAUGAGAAACAUUUACCUAUGGAAGGCAUAAACACAGAACUGUAAAUGAACCAUCCAAAUCUUAUCAAGCUGUUUAUUGUGCUCGUAUUACACUGAUCUCUGCGCUAAUUUCUGCUUCUUUGCUGACUGAACUGCUUGAGCUGGAGAAUAAUUUACAAGCUUUAAAUGAUUUUUAUUUAAUUAUUUUAUUUUUCAUUGUUUUGGCAAUGCACCAUCCUGUUACAUUUUUUUUUAAUAUGAAAUAAAAAUAGGAAUGUAACGAGAACAAAUCAGCUACUGUGUGUAUGGAUUGAUGUGUGCGUGUGCAUGCCAGUGUGUAUAUCAACGCGUGCAAUCAAGAGAUAAAUCAUCACAGAUAGCGAACUGGUAAUUAUGGAGACUGCUUGACUGGUUUCUGUUAAGGAGGAUUGAUACUUUGCUCACAUACUGUGUGUGUGUGUUUGUUUUUGUUGUCUUACUAUUUAAGCAGUGGAUAAAUAUGCUCACUGUGUCCCGUUGAGGUUCAGGAAAUAAAUGUUAACUGACAGAGAAUCCCAAAAAAAAA